This is a messenger RNA of Drosophila teissieri, 1430 nucleotides long. RefSeq names its product ketohexokinase. NCBI's taxonomy places the organism in Eukaryota, Metazoa, Arthropoda, Insecta, Diptera, Drosophilidae. Bases 378 to 1301 code for a protein of 307 amino acids. Gene Ontology annotation, molecular function: ketohexokinase activity. The transcript has a single exon. Gene Ontology annotation, biological process: fructose metabolic process. The record is from RefSeq and is a predicted model, not a curated record.
GUAAAAACAAAAACAGCUGUAAAACUCGAUCGACAAAUAAAAGUGCAAAGCAGGUGAAAAUCGAAUUUUUGAUUAGAUUGAACUGAAAAACUAGAACAUAUUAGGCGGGAUCCAAAACCGUCGACUUUAGCGCACCCCCAAAAGUAAUAUUAAUAAUUUUAAGUUCAGCAAGUAUAAUUUUAUUAUAAAUUGUUUAUAUACAUUGUGUGUAAUAUUGAUUAAACAUACAUACAUACAUACAUUAAACAUAUAUACACACAUAUUUAGAAAUAAAACAAAAUAGAACCACUAGUUUUAACAUCAGAAUCAGCGCAUAAAUGUGGGGAAAGUUAAUACUUGGAAUCUUGAACUUUUGAGUCAUCAAAAAAGCAACUAAGAUGAGCCAAGUAAAAUCCGUACUUUGCGUGGGCUGCACGGUAAUUGACUUCGUGACUAUCAACGGCAGCUUUCCCAAGGAGGACACCGAUCGGCGUUGCUUGGAUGGAUUUUGGCAACGUGGCGGCAACGCCUCUAAUGUGAGUACUGUUCUGCGGGUUCUAGGAUGCAAGGUGGACUUCUUUGGAAUGCUCAGCAGGUCGGAUGCAUUCCGAGUGCUCCUCGACGAUCUUAGAAAGCGGGAAAUCGGCACAACUGACUGUCCCUUCACGGACAGGGAUCCGCCCUUCUCCUCGGUGAUUCUGGCCCAGGAUUCCGGCACCCGCACUAUUAUCCACUGUAACAAGGACUACCCGCAGACCACUUAUGAGGACUUCAGCAAGAUCAACCUUUCGCAGUACGGAUGGGUACACUUCGAGGCUCGCAACACUCCGCACACCUUAAAGAUGAUGCAAAGCAUCCGGGAUUACACCCAAAGGACCGGGCAUGCCAUCAUUAUCUCGUUGGACUUCGAAACGAGGUAUGAACAGAACCAUGAACUUUGUGCGCCCUGCGAUUUUGUGGUCUUCUCCAAGGAGCUGGCUGGCCAGUUGGGGUGGAAGACACCGCGGGAGUCGUGUGUGGAGCUGGCCUCCAAAAUUCGCGGGAAUGGUCCAAAACCUGUCUUUAUUUGUCCCUGGGGAAGCUCCGGAGCUGGAGCUUUGGAUGCCAAUGGGAACUACUACGAAAUGUCUUCCUAUAAACAGGAUAUGGUGGUGGACACUCUGGGAGCCGGGGACAGCUUCAUGGCGGGAUUUAUCUACGCCACCCUCGAAGGUCAGCGAAGUCUAGCGGAGUCCGUUGACUUUGCUAACCGAGUCGCCAGUCACAAAAUCACUGGAUUCGGCUACGAACACAUUUCGCAGCUCAGCUUAAGCAAAGUUUAACUCUAGCUUAGAUUAUUGGAUUGUCUCUUUAAAGGAAUUUAUUAAGAUAAAAGCCUGGCAACAAAAAGUUUCUGUUUAAAAAUUCUUAGCACUUGUGCAUUAUUGCAAUAAAUAAUAUUACAUAUUAAA